CAGCGGGUCGGCGCGCCUGAAUGGCUGGCCGACUGGCGGAGCCGGCGACGCCCGUGGUAAAUGGCGCUGGUGGCGGGAAAGUUGAGUGCCAGGUUCGCCGAGCCUUCGGGGCGAUGUCUAACGACUACUAUAGGGCGGAGUCUGGGACGGAGCUCCUCGCCCGGCUCGAAGGUAGAAGGUCCCUGAAAGAAAUGGAACCGUGUCUGUUUGCAGAUGAAGACUCCCCUGUGCACGGUGAUAUUCUUGAAUUUCAUGGUCCAGAAGGAACAGGAAAAACAGAAAUGCUGUAUCAUGUAACAGCACGAUGUAUCCUUCCAAAAGCAGAAGGUGGACUGGAAAUAGAAGUCUUAUUUAUUGACACAGAUUACCACUUUGAUAUGCUUCGGCUCGUUACAAUCCUGGAGCAUAGACUGGCGCAGAGUUCUGAAGAGAUAAUCAAGUGUUGCCUCGGAAGGUUUUUCUUGGUGCACUGCAGUAGCAGCUCCCAGUUGCUGCUGACACUUUACUCCCUAGAAACGAUGUUCUGCAGCCGCCCCUCUCUUUGUCUCUUGAUCGUGGAUAGCUUGUCAGCUUUCUACUGGAUAGACCGCGCCAACGGCGGGGGGAGCGUGGGCCUGCAGGAGGCCCCUCUGAAGAAGUGUUCUCAGGUCCUAGAGAGACUAGUGCAGGAGUACCGCCUGGUCCUCCUGGCGACCACGCAGAGUAUAAUGCAGAAACCCUCCGACCCUGGCGAAGGCCCCCCCUCGGCCUCCCGCCGCCCGGGGGACUGGGACGUGGGUGUCGACUACAGGCCCUACCUCUGCGAGGCCUGGCGACGGCUGGUGACGCGCAGGGUCUUCUUCUCCAAAGACAGUGCUAAAGCCACAAACCAGUUCUCUUUACUUUCACGUCAUUUAAAGAGUAACAGUGUAAAGAAGCACUUUUUUAUUAUUGGAGAAAGUGGGGUUGAAUUUUGUUGAUAUGUGUCGAAAUAGUCUUGUAGGACUUUAUGCAAGUUUUAAAAAGUCGGUAAUAGCCCUGGCUGGGUUAGCUCAGUGGAUUGAGCUUGGGUCUGGGAAUCAAUCAACCAGGGUUCGAUUCCCAGUCAGGGCACAUGUCUGGGUUGCAGGCUGGGUCCCAACACGUGAGAGGCAACCAUACAUUGAUAUUUCUCUCCCUCUCUCCUUCCCUUCCCCUCUAAAGAUAAGUAAAUAAAUAAAUCUUAAAAAAAAAGUCAGUAAUAGGCUAAAGCGAUUCAGUUCUGAAGUUCUUAACUCCGAGGGGAUUACCAGUAUUUCUACCCAGAGUGGGUUUCUCACACCAGCACGGAGACACCUUUCCAGCACGGAGACACCUUUGAGUACCUGCUCCCGGUGGUCGGAGACUCAGCAAAGUAACACUGACAGUUAAGCCGUAUGUUAAGCUUGCUUUAAAAUGAAAUAAAUCCUAUACUCAUUUUAGCCUAAAUAAAAUGGACUUUUUUUUUUAACUUGGUGUCACAUUUCUGGAAUCCAGUGAUGUGUUUAGGAAAGGUUGCACUUCU
Messenger RNA from Artibeus jamaicensis (Jamaican fruit-eating bat), 1522 nucleotides. RefSeq names its product X-ray repair cross complementing 2 (gene XRCC2). Gene Ontology annotation, biological process: double-strand break repair via homologous recombination; DNA strand invasion. Bases 21 to 959 code for a protein of 312 amino acids. The transcript has 3 exons. Gene Ontology annotation, molecular function: ATP binding; ATP-dependent DNA damage sensor activity; four-way junction DNA binding. The record is from RefSeq and is a predicted model, not a curated record. Gene Ontology annotation, cellular component: Rad51B-Rad51C-Rad51D-XRCC2 complex; replication fork; centrosome. NCBI's taxonomy places the organism in Eukaryota, Metazoa, Chordata, Mammalia, Chiroptera, Phyllostomidae.